AUGAAAGAAAUCGUUUUUGAUGAUAAGGAAAAUCAGAGUCAACCCUUCGUCAGAGUCAGAGUCAUAUUUGAUGUGGCUAAACCUUUACCGCGGUCUAAACUCAUCAUUCUUCCGGAUGGAGGAGAGACGACGGUUUUCUUCUACUAUGAACAGCUACAGAAGAGAUGUUUCAGUUGUCAUCGGCUUAAUCAUGAAAAGGAUAUUUGUCCUAUUUUGGUCAAAGCACGACAGGAUCAAGCAGCGUCUAGAAGAAGCAGAGUGGUGGCGGGGAAGAAGGAAGCAGAUCAGAUCAUCAAAAUUUCAGAUCCUCUUUUUGGUGUUUUGAGUGAAGAGCAGGUUGGAAUAAACCCCAACACAGGCAAGCUAAAGAUAAAUCCUGAAGUCUUAGAAGACCUGAGACGUUAUCUUGUAGCAAACAAUGGUGACGAUAUCGAUGUGAAGAAAGAACGGGUCCAAAACCCCAUUGCUCAAGUGGAGAAGGAUCCCUAUGCUCAGAAGGUAGUGCUCAGGUUGGAGACGGCUCCAGUGGUGUCAAGAGACGUAAAUAAAGGAAAAGGCAUCGUCUUUGAUUAUCAGAAAGCGGACCUGACAACUGAGUUGGGGUCAGAAAACAAAUUAAUGGCUGCUGCGGUUGAUUCUGGAUAUCUAAAGAGUGGAUGCUUUGGCCCUGAUGAUCUUCGUGCACGUCUGGAAUCUCGGAAAGAGUUAAAAUCAGGUUUUCACGGAUCAGGUGACCUUACGGAACAUGGUUCUGGCUUCUCUGAGGCUGGUCCAUCCGGAGUCAUUAGGUCCAAAGGAAAAGCAAGGAAGAGACAAGUAAAGAGAUUGAGAAAACUGAAUCAGUUGAAGGAAGGUUUCCUUGGUCCAGCUCCGGAGAUAAAGAAAAAUGGAAAAGGUGUGGGGCGGCCUCAUGAAUUGACGAUUCCGCGCCUAAAGGAAUUGCGUAAAAAACACUUCCCAGAGGUAAUGUUCUUGAUGGAAACAAUGAAUGGUAGAGAUGUGUUGGUUGAUCUGCAGGAAUGGUUAGGAUACAAAAGAGUGUAUACAGUGGAGCCUGUGGGUACUUGUGGUGGCUUGGCUCUGUUUUGUAAGAAUGGUGUAGAUAUCGUGGUGUUGGCUGAAAACAAAAAUCUGAUGGAUCUUCAUGUACAGUAUGGUGAUGUGUCCUUCUUUGCUUCUUGUGUUUAUGGGGCUCCGGAUAAGAGAAAGAGAGAUGAAGUCUGGGAGCAACUCUCGAGGAUUGGUGUAAAUAGGAAAGAGAGUUGGUGUAUGGUUGGAGACUUCAAUGAAAUCACGAACAAUGGAGAAAAGUUUGGGGGUCCAAAACGAAGUGAGAAAUCUUUCCAAUCUUUUGUAGAUAUGUUAAACGUGUGUGAGAUGUCGGAACUAGUCAGUCAAGGAAACGGGUUCACAUGGGGUGGAAUGCAUUAUGCUCAUUGGGUGCAAUGUCGUCUAGACAGAUGUUUUGGAAAUAAAAGUGGUUUCUUCAAUUUCCAGCGUUAA
Molecule: messenger RNA, 1503 nt
Organism: Microthlaspi erraticum
Lineage: Eukaryota; Viridiplantae; Streptophyta; Magnoliopsida; Brassicales; Brassicaceae
Source: the annotation of a GenBank genome assembly